This is a messenger RNA of Quercus robur (English oak), 3209 nucleotides long. Its product is annotated as pentatricopeptide repeat-containing protein At1g63330-like. The transcript has 6 exons. The record is from RefSeq and is a predicted model, not a curated record. Gene Ontology annotation, molecular function: protein binding. Lineage: Eukaryota; Viridiplantae; Streptophyta; Magnoliopsida; Fagales; Fagaceae. Bases 1 to 3144 code for a protein of 1047 amino acids.
AUGGGUACAUGUGUUGCUAAUAAAUCAAGAAACCCACUUGUUUUUGUUACUGUUAGAGUAAGGCAGUUUAUCCCAUUUCAUGCUCUUUAUUCUACUCUACCUCCUUCUACUACAAGUAGUAGUAAUGGUAGAGAGUACUUGGAAAUCCCAUAUCAGAAUCGCAAUCAGUUGUUGAAAUCUGUGAUAGAUCACCGCAAAUCUCGAACCUUUAGGAAUCUUGACCAUGGCUUAGUCCUGUUUGAUAAAAUGCUUCAGUUAAGCCCUUUGCCUUCCAUUGUGGAUUUUACUCAAUUUUUUGGUGCCAUUGCAAGAAUGAAGCAUUACUCGGUAGUCGUUACUCUAAUUGGACAAAUGGGAUCAUUAGGAAUUGCUCCCAAUGAUUAUACUCUCUCUGUUUUGAUUAACUGCUUUUGCCAAUUGAACCGAGUAGAUUUGGGUAACAUUGCUGGAGCUGUCAGGUUGGUAGAAGAUAUGGAGAAGAAUGGUUAUCAACCUAAUGCAUUUACCUGUGGAACGUUACUAAAUGGUCUGUGUAAGAUUGGUGAGACUGAUAAGGCUAUUAGGUUGCUUAGGAAGAUGGAAGAAGGGAAUUUUGAGCUUGAUUUGACUGCGUAUAGCACAAUCAUUGAUGGUUUAUGCAAGGACAAAUUGGUAUCUGAGGCAUUGAACUUUUUGUCUGAGAUGAUGAGGAAAGGCAUUCAUCCAAACCUUAUCGUUUACAAUUUCUUAAUUCACGGCCUAUGUAAUUUUGGCUGGUGGAGGGAGGUUACUACCUUGUUGAAUGAGAUGGUGCAAAAGAUCUUGCCAGGUGUCCAAACCUUCAACAUAUUGGUGGACGCACUUUGCAAAGAGGGGAAGCUGACCGAGGCAAAAGAAGUUUUUGACGCGAUGAUUCAAAGAGGCAUUCAACCUAACACAGUCACUUAUGGCUCUUUGAUUGAUGGUUACUGUUUGCAAAACAAAAUGAAUAAUGCUAUCAAAACAUUUAAUUUGAUGGUUGAGAAAGGUUGGUCGCCUAAUGUGUAUAGUUAUACCAUAUUGAUCAAUGGAUAUUGCAAAAAUAAAAGGAUUGAUGAUGCAAUGCAUCUCUUCCAUGAAAUGUCCAACGAGGGUUUGAUUCCUAAUGUUGUGACUUAUAGCACUCUUAUAGGUGGCUUUUACCGAGUGCAAAGACCUCAAGCUGCACUAGAGCUAUUCCAUAAGAUGAAAGCUUGUGGCCAAGACCUAGAUCUCCAAACUUAUGCCAUCUUGUUAGAUGGCCUUUGUAAGAACAAACAAAUUGAUGAGGCAAUGGCAGUGUUUCAAGAGAUGGAAUCCAAAAGGAUGGACCAUACUAUUGUGAUUUAUAACAUUUUAAUUGAAGGUUUGUUUAAUGUUGGGAAACUUAAGAAUGCAAGAGAAAUAUUUUAUAGUCUUCCUACCAAAGCAUUGCGGCCUAAUAUUUGGACUUACACUAUUAUGAUCAAAGGUGUCAGUUGUGGUGGAAAUAAGUGGCCUACAAGUCCAAACAAUAUAAUAACUGAAACUGUGACUAAGAUGUUGGGACCAGUUUUUGCUGCAGUAUAUGAUGCAACCCAGGCUAUUUCCUCAAACAUUCAAUGCCUCACUGUUUCAGCAUCAGCAGCUCCAUGGAACUUUUCAAGUGAGGAAACUCCACAGACCUUAGGAAAGCAAAUAAGGGAUAAGGGUCUUUCAGUGACAGAGUAUUUGAUGCAUAAACUUGAGCUUGGGGAAGAUGAGAGAGUGCUUUCUCAAGUGAUAUUUGAGGCAAUGAGUCCAAAGAGAACUUCUGGUGAUUUAGAUGCAAGUAUUAGAAUAAGCAGGGUUCCAUUUCAUGCUCUUAGUCUAGCUCAGUCUCAAACUAAUAGUAGUGCUAGUGUUAAUGUGGAUACCCAUGAUUCUAAUCAUAGUCAGUUGUUGAAAUCCAUGGGAGAUAAGUGUAAAGGUGGAAGCUUUAGGAAUGUUGAUGAUGCCUUAGACCUGUUUGAUAAAAUGCUUCACUUAAGCCCUCUGCCUUCCUUUGUGGAUUUUACUCUAUUGUUGGGUGUCAUUGCAAGAAUGAAGCAUUACUCACUAGUGAUUAGUCUAAUUAGAGAUAUGGAGUCACUGAAAAUCUCUCCUGAUUUUUAUACUCUGAAUACUUUGAUUAAUUGCUUCAGCCAUCUGAACCGUGUAGAUUUCGGGUUCUCUGUCUUGGCUAGACUUUUCAAACUUGGUUAUCAGCCGGACCGUAUAACUCUAAACACUCUUGUCAAGGGGCUGUGUCUUCAAGGUAACGUUGUUGGGGCUGUGAGGUUGGUAGAUGAAAUGGAGAAGAAAGGGUAUGAACCUAAUGCAGUUACUUGUGGAACCAUAAGCACAAUUAUUGACAAUUUAUGUAAGUAUAAGUUGGUAACUGAAUCUUUGAAUUUUUUAUCUGAAAUGAAGGGUAAAGACAUUCAGCCAGAUCUUGUAACUUACAAUUCCUUGUUAAUUCAAGGCCUAUGUAAUUUUGGCCGGUGGAGGGAGGCUACUGCUUUGUUGAAUGAGAUGACACAAAGGAAGAUUGUGCCAGAUGUGAAAACCUUCAACAUAUUGGUGGACACUCUUUGCAAAGAGGGGAUGUUGACAGAGGCAAAAGAAGUUUUUGAUGUGAUGAUUCAAAGAGCCAUUGAGCCUAACACAAUCAUUUAUAAUUCUUUAAUCAAUGGUUAUUGUUUACAAAGCAUAAUGGAUGGUGCAAUCAAAGCAUUUAAUAUGAUGGUUGAGAGGGGUUGUUCACUUGAUGUGUUUAGUUAUAACAUAUUGAUGAAUGGUUAUUGCAAAAAUAAAAGAAUUGAUGAGGCAAUGCACCUCUUUCAUAAAAUGUCCAACAAGGGAGUGACCACUGAUGUUGUGACUUACAACACUCUUAUAGGUAGUUUUUGUCGAGUGGAGAGACCACAGGGUGCACUGAAGCUAUUCCGUAUGAUGAGAGCUCGUGGCCAACAUCCAGAUGUCCAAACCUACGCCGUCUUGUUAGAUGGUUUAUUUAAGAACAAAAAAUUUGUUGAGGCAAUGGCAUUGUUUCAAGAGAUGGAAGACAACAAGCUCCACCACAAUCCUGUGAUUUUCAACAUCUUGAUUGAUGGUUUGUGUAAUGCCGAAGAAAUUACAAUUGCAUGAAAAAUCUUCUAUUGUCUUCCCACCAAAGGGUUGCAACAUGAUGUUUGGACUCAUAAUAUAAUGAU